CCCCCCCCCUCCUCGCCGUUUACAUGUGGAAAAAGAGAGACAGAAAGAAGAAAAAAAAACAUAUUUUCGCCGGUUUCGGAUGAGGGGCACGGACACCAUCACGAUCCGUGGUGAUGGACCUAAGGAAUAUUUAACGUCAAACAUGGACACAGACUCCCCGCGAUGACUGUGCUCUCACCCCCGGUGCUGUGAGGAGCUCUGCCUCGUGGACACAAUUUAGGAGCAUCGGCCCUCUUUUAUCCCUUCCUUCUCCAUAACCCCUUCCCUCCCUCACCUUUACCAAUCCCAGCCACCCACAGCAGGGCUUCCCCGUAGAUACCCCUUCCUCUUGCAUAACACAGGAACACAUAAGCAUUCUGAUCAUAUACCGUACAGGUUGUGAUUUUAUAAAGGAAGACAAGGGAGCAACGACGUACUGGAGAAAUAACAUAAAGGCAAUAAACUGAGGACAAUAUGCAAACCAAAGGAAUGAUAUUUUUGGAAAACUGAUGAUGUAAAGAUUUAUAUUUUGUACAUCAAACUUUUAAUACGAGCUCAGAAAAACCCAAGGCACGAGGACAGACCUUUUGCACGCACAAUCCAGUUUAGUUUUCUUUAUUAACUCGACACACACGUCACGGUCUCAUGAUGAUGUGCGAGGUGAUGCCCACCAUUUCUGAGGAUGGGCGAAGUGGGACUGGUGGGGGCCCUUCCUCACCUGCCGGGGCAGGAGUCGGGGGCUCCGGAGGUGCAACGGCAGGAGGAGGCUGCAGUGGGAGGGAGGCAAGAAGCGGAGGAGACGAAGGAGGCAGCACGGGGAACCUGGAGUCGCUAAUGGUCAACAUGCUGACCGAGAGGGAGAGGCUCCUGGAGAACCUGAGGGAGACCCAGGACUGCCUGGGCACGGCUCAGCUCCGCCUCCGCGAGCUCGGCCACGAAAAAGAAUCACUUCAGAGGCAGCUAACUAUUGCUCUGCCGCAGGAGUUUGCUGUGUUGACUAAAGACCUGAACGUUUGCCGGGAGCAGCUUCUGGAGAGGGAGGAGGAGAUUGCUGAGCUCAAGGCGGAGAGAAACAACACACGUUUGUUGCUGGAACACCUUGAGUGUCUGGUAUCCCGCCAUGAGCGCAGUCUGAGGAUGACAGUGGUGAAAAGACAAGCCCAGUCCCCGGCGGGGGUCUCCAGUGAGGUGGAAGUCCUCAAGGCCCUCAAGUCUCUGUUUGAGCACCACAAGGCUCUGGAUGAGAAGGUUCGUGAGAGGCUCCGCGUGGCCCUCGAGAGGGUGUCCUUGUUAGAGGACCAACUUGCCGCAUCAUCUCAAGAGGUAAUGUCUUUAAGAGACCAAAUUAAAAGACGUCAACAAGGGGCGGACGGCGGGAAAGAUCGACUACCCAAUGGUCCCUCCACUGGCCUGGAGGACAGCGAGUUGGAGAGACAGCGAGAAGGAGAGAUUGAGAGGCAGAGAGCUGAACUCUCCCAGCUGAAGGAGAGGCUGGCCCUCAUGUGCCGGCAGGUUGGGGAAAUAGAGGAACAGCUUGCGGCCGCCAGGAGGGAGGUGACGAAGUCAGAGGAGGCCAAUCAGAAGCUCCAAAGGGAAGUGAAAGAGGCCCUUUGCCAAAGGGAGGACAUGGAGGAGAGGAUUACAACACUAGAACGCAGGUACCUCAGCGCCCAGAGGGAGGCGACUUCUCUCCAUGAUAUCAAAGACAAGCUGGAAAAUGAGCUGGCAAGCAAGGAAUCACUGCACAGACAGAGUGAAGAGAAGAACAGACAGCUACAGGAACGGCUGGAUGAAGCCAAGCAGAAGCUCCAGCAGACCCUACAGAGGGCAGAGACACUGCCCGAGAUCGAGGCCCAGCUUGCCCAAAGGGUUGCUGCUCUCAACAAGGCAGAGGAGCGCCAUGGGAACUUUGAGGAGCGACUACGGCAAAUGGAAGCUCAACUCGAAGAGAAGAACCAAGAGCUACAGAGGGCGAGGCAGAGGGAAAAGAUGAAUGACGAACACAACAAACGCCUCUCAGAUACAGUGGACAAGCUUCUGUCAGAGUCCAAUGAGAGACUGCAGCUCCACCUCAAAGAGAGAAUGGCAGCACUAGAGGAGAAGAAUUCUCUUUCAGAAGAACUGUCCAAUAUGAAGAAAAUCCAAGAUGAUCUUAUAGCUAAUAAGGAACAGCUCCUUGCUGAGCUGGAGCGAAUCCAACUGGAGCUGGAUCAGCUACGAGGCAGGCCUGGCUCUUAUUCCAGGGCAGGCAGCGUGAGCUCACUUCCCUCCACCCUUUUUCGAAGAUCUCUCCCAGGGAGCGCCUCGGAGCUGCGGUACCCUCAGGGUGGAGGCUCGCUCCCGUCCGGCUACAGCAACUCCUCUACUGGGGUGGUGGUCAGGCGAACACACCGAGGCCGGUGGGGGGCUUCUAGAGACGAUAGCAACAAGUAUGGAGAAUGGGACAGCGGUAGUAUGCUUGGUCCCGGUUUUGAGGGUGGGGAUGGAGGCUGCUCUGACGAUGAGGACGACAGAGAGACUAUGUUCGGAUCGGAGCUGCUCUCUCCCAGUGGACAGACAGAUGUACAGACUUUGGCCAUCAUGCUACAGGAGCAACUGGAGGCCAUCAACAAGGAGAUUAAGCUGAUUCAAGAGGAAAAGGAAAGCACCGAACUGAGGGCAGAAGAGAUUGAGAGCCGGGUCAGCAGUGUGGCCCUCGAUGCCCCAUCUCUUCCCCCCUCCUCUCUGGGAGGACGUGACAGCGUCGGCAGGGGAUACAUGACUCCCUCCAUCACCUCCUCUACAUUGGCGUCUCCCUCACCGCCCAGCUCUGGACAUUCCACCCCCCGCCUGCCACAUUCCCCUGCCAGGGAGACUGACAGACAGAACAGCAAAGAUGGUGAAGAAUGCAGAGCACUUGCCCUGAUUGACUCCAACCCUUCUGUUCCUCGAGCCCUACGAUUGGACCGUAUGACACACACUCACCCGGGAGCAGGACUCGAUGACCUCCGUGAAUUUCGCAGUCUCUCUGUUGACGGUUCUACCACUGCUAGCCAGGAUUCCCUCCACAAAGCCAGCAAAAAGAAAAGCAUUAAGUCGUCUAUUGGUCGUCUUUUUGGCAAAAAGGAAAAGGGGAGGAUCGGUGCGCAUGGGCGCGAGUCUUCCUCACUGGCCUCCACACCUUCUGACGACCUCGGUUCAGCUGACCCAUUAGGCCUGGCUAAACUUGGGACUGGAACAGUGGAGAAAGACCGCCGCAGCAAAAAGAAACAUGACCUGUUAGAGGAAGCGUGUCGUCAGGGUCUGCCUUUCGCCUCAUGGGAUGGUCCGACUGUCGUUACGUGGCUUGAGUUGUGGGUAGGGAUGCCUGCAUGGUAUGUAGCAGCAUGUCGUGCCAACGUGAAGAGCGGCGCCAUCAUGGCUAACCUGUCGGAUACAGAGAUCCAGCGGGAGAUCGGCAUCAGCAACCCUCUACACCGGCUCAAACUCCGUCUGGCCAUCCAGGAAAUGGUCUCCCUCACGAGUCCAUCUGCACCUGCAAGCACUCGCUCUUCGACCAGUAACAUUUGGAUGACACAUGCCGAGAUGGAGUCUCUCACUGCUGCCACCAAGCCAGAGCAGAAGGAGUUCAGCUGGGACCAGAUCCUGGCCUAUGGGGACAUGAACCACGAGUGGGUGGGAAACGAAUGGCUGCCCAGCCUGGGUCUGCCCCAGUACCGCUCCUACUUCAUGGAGUCACUGGUGGACGCCCGUAUGCUUGAUCACCUCACCAAGAAAGAACUGAGGGGCCAGCUGAAGAUGGUGGACAGUUUCCACAGGGUGAGUCUUCAUUAUGGUAUCAUGUGCUUGAAGCGCUUGAACUAUGACAGGAAGGAGCUGGAGAGGAGGAGGGAUGAGAGUCAACACCAUAACCAAGAUGUAAUGGUGUGGUCCAAUGAGCGAGUGAUGUGUUGGGUGCAGUCUAUUGGUCUGAAAGAGUUUGCUGACAACCUAUUAGAAAGCGGGGUGCACGGGGCUCUCCUGGCGCUAGAUGACACCUUUGACUACACUGACUUGGCCCUCCUCCUCCAGAUACCCAACCCAAACAUACAGGCGAGGCAGCUCCUAGAGAAGGAGUACAAUGCUCUCAUCACCAUGGGAACAGACAGGAGGCCAGAUGAGGAUGGCACGAAAACCUUUACACGGUCACCAUCAUGGAGGAAGAUGUUCAGAGAGAAGGACCUCCGCGGCGUGACUUCUGACUCCUCAGAAACAUUACCUGCCAACUUCCGUGCCUCCGCCAUCUCAACCCCCUCCGUCACUCUGAGAAAAGUCCAGAGUGAAGUAGGUCCGAGAGGAGAGUCGGGGUCCGUGAGAACAUAUUCUUGUUAAAAGAUAAGCACACCAGAGCCCCACCUCUAUCCUAAUCCAUGGGGGAAAAGAAACACAUUUUUUGGAGAAAAAGCCCGAAGGAUCAAAAUAAAAAAUGGACACUAGAAGAUGAUCAACACCAUUUGAGUGAGAUUCCUCAAAGAAUCAAAGACACUGAGUAAAUGAUUUCUUAAAAAAUUAUAAAAUAAUGAGUGAAUGUUUGUUAAUCCAUCUCUCUCUCUCUCUCUCUCUCUCUCUCUCUCUCUCUGUCUCUCUGUCUCUCACCCCAUCUUGAUCCAUAGUUGUGGCAUGAUGCUGUUUGACUCUGUAGAAAGUGGCCUGUAGAAAGUGACCAUCACCUAUUGUGAAUACAUCUUCUGUUUUUGAGUGUGAGAUGGCAAUAUUGACACAAUGAAUUUAUAGUUUUUAAAAUGUAAAACUGCAUUCCUGUUGAGAUCGAGAGAAAGAUACCCCGUCACACAUCAUUUCAGGUGACCUUACUAUGAUUUAGACUGAUAAUAGAACAUACUCUGGCUAGUAAAAAAUACACAAUACAUUAGAGUUUGGGGAAAGUGUGGUUCAAAGGGAGAAUAUGACUGUACACAGGGGGAAUUACAUGUAUGUUCUUAAGCCAUAACAGACAUGAGAUGCACAAAUGUGAAUAGGACGGACAAUGAGACAAUUAGCAAAGUGCUUUAUGACAAAAUCCUGUUUAAAGUGGAGAAAAAAAAGAAUUAAGCAUUUGUGUUAAUAUGCAUGCUGAAAUCAACCAUUUUAGAGUGAACAUCAUGAUAUCAAUCAUCUAAUGAUGUGAAAGCUUGGGUCAGGACUUUGUAAUAUGUGUGUAUUUUAUUUUUAUCAUUUUUUAUUGAUAACUGCUAUUGUAUGUAUGUAUGUACAGUAUGUAUGUGUGUGUGUAUUAAACUGUAUGUUCAUUUCAUACUUAGUUUUAAGACUGACUGUAAUUUCAUUUUAGGUUGAAAAAGGAAAUAUGUUUUAAAUUAUGGACAUUAAAGAUAUGCUACUUGUAUGUGUACAUUUUGAAAAAAAGUGUUAUGAUUUAAAUUCCUAUUAUUGGAGAGUAGUGAUGAUAAUUGAAUAUAAUAUGGUAAUAAUGAUAAUGAUUGUAAAAGCUGUAAUUAAAAAACAUACCUGUAAAACGCUAA
Molecule: messenger RNA, 5474 nt
Organism: Anarrhichthys ocellatus (wolf-eel)
Lineage: Eukaryota; Metazoa; Chordata; Actinopteri; Perciformes; Anarhichadidae
Product: liprin-alpha-3-like
Exons: 32
Coding region: 625-4329 (1234 amino acids)
Biological process (GO): synapse organization
Cellular component (GO): presynaptic active zone
Molecular function (GO): protein binding
Source: RefSeq, a predicted model, not a curated record